CUUCACAGCAAAUUUAAAAGCCACGAAAUCCUUUCUCUGUCAUUGUUUAAACUUUGUUUUCUACUGGGACAGUUUGUAGACGACUGAUAAAAUGCCUGUAAGCUUCUGUGGAACAUGGGACAUGGUCAGCAAUGCCAACUUUGAAGGAUACAUGAUUGCUUUAGGGAUCGGCCUGUACACCCGCAAGAUCGCCCUAAAGCUGAAACAGCGUAAAGUGAUUGAGCAGGUCGGGGAUAGAUAUGUGGUCAAGACUCUCAGCACCUUAAAAAACUACACUUUCUCAUUCAGAGUCAAUGAGGAGUUUCAAGAGUUCACCAAGGGACUGGAUGACAGACACUGCAAGUCUGUGGUGUCAUGGGAGGGGAACAAGCUGGCGUGUGUUCAGAAAGGUGAGAAGAAGAACAGAGGCUGGGCACACUGGAUUGAGGAUGACAAACUCCAUUUGGAGUUGCACUGUGAAGAUCAAGUCUGCAAGCAAGUCUUCAAACGGGUUAUCUGAGGCUCUGCUGCAGAUGCUUAAAAAGUGCACUGGUGUGAACAAAGUUUACGCUUCAGAGUCAGAGCAAUAUGAGGCGAGGAGGAGUAUUAAAAGUUUCAACUUGUGCCUCAAAACCUGACUAAUUGAAUUUAAAGCAGUGAGCGGCGGCCUGCAGACUGAGGCUGAAUGUCCAGGAGCAGGAUUUGUAGCGCUUUUCCAUUAGAGGGCGCUAUAAGACCAAGAACAAACAGACUCACGUCAACAGUGGUUUACCCACAGGAAACACUGCAUGCUGACAGAAGUUGUGCCACUAUUGCCUAAUCAUGUUUACAUGUAAUACAAGAGCCGCAGUUACAAACAUUUAGAGUUAUUCUUUCACCAGGGUAUGUCUAAUUAAAGAACAAGCAUCUUUUGAAUAUGCAUUUUGUAAGACAAGUUUUGUUUAUUUUUUGUUAAGCUUUACUUUUUCUUUAGGUAUGGUCUAUGUUGCCUAAAUAUACAUGUUGUUAAUUUGAUAACCUAAAAUCUUUUUUUUUUUUAUUGUAUUGUUUGAAAGCCUGUUAUUGUGCAAUAAAUU
Molecule: messenger RNA, 1055 nt
Organism: Danio aesculapii
Lineage: Eukaryota; Metazoa; Chordata; Actinopteri; Cypriniformes; Danionidae
Gene: rbp7a
Product: retinol binding protein 7a, cellular
Exons: 4
Coding region: 92-499 (135 amino acids)
Biological process (GO): fatty acid transport
Cellular component (GO): cytosol; nucleus
Molecular function (GO): fatty acid binding
Source: RefSeq, a predicted model, not a curated record